Messenger RNA from Andrographis paniculata, 1313 nucleotides. RefSeq lists its product as uncharacterized. The coding region runs from base 1 to 1266 and encodes 421 amino acids. Lineage: Eukaryota; Viridiplantae; Streptophyta; Magnoliopsida; Lamiales; Acanthaceae. The transcript is spliced from 7 exons. The record is from RefSeq and is a predicted model, not a curated record.
AUGGACAGAGCUCGCAGUUGUUCCAACAAUGGCGGCCACUCGGCGCCGGCGCUGUUAAUCGUCUUCUUCGCGCUGCUACCUUUACUAUCUGCUGCUCCCAGGAACGUCCAGCUUCAACUUCAACUUCAACUUCAGAAUCAUUUGGACAGACUCAAUAAGCCCCCAAUCAAAUCAAUUCAGAGCCCCGACGGGGACAUCAUCGACUGCGUGCACAUAUCCCAACAGCCCGCUUUCGAUCAUCCUUUCCUCAAAGACCACAAAAUCCAGUCGAUCCCCGGAGGGCUGUUCGACGAUGUCAAGAUUUCAGAAGCAAUUCACAAAGACAAGAAAACAGCCAAUCCUGCAGUCACUCAGCUCUGGCACGCCGGCGGCCGGCGGUGUCCGCCCGACACUGUCCCCAUAAGAAGAACGAGCCAGGACGACGUGCUCCGGGCGAGCUCCAUCAAAACUUACGGGAAGAAGAACCACAGAAGCUUCCCUAAGCCCCGGUCAGCAGACUUCAUGAACCAGAGUGGCCAUCAGCACGCCAUAGCUUUCGUCCAAGGCGGGAAGUAUUAUGGAGCAAAGGCAACAAUCAAUGUCUGGGAACCUAAGAUUCAGCAGCCUAAUGAAUUCAGCUUAUCCCAAAUGUGGCUGCUUGGAGGUUCUUUCGGCCAAGAUCUUAACAGCAUUGAAGCUGGUUGGCAGGUCAGCCCGGAUCUCUACGGCGACAACAACACCAGGCUCUUCACUUACUGGACUAGCGAUGCAUAUCAAGCGACGGGGUGCUACAACCUUCUCUGCUCGGGCUUCAUUCAAGUAAGCAGUGACAUAGCAAUGGGCGCAAGCAUCUCUCCGGUGUCUGCAUUUCGAAAUUCCCAAUACGACAUUAGCAUUCUCAUCUGGAAGGAUCCAAAAGUCGGGAACUGGUGGAUGCAGUUCGGGGAUGACCAUGUGAUGGGCUACUGGCCAUCAAUCUUGUUUUCCAACUUGGGGGACAGCGCAUCCAUGAUCGAAUGGGGCGGAGAGGUGGUGAAUUCACGGCCAGACGGGCGCCAUACCUCGACUCAAAUGGGGAGCGGGCAUUUUCCGGAAGAAGGGUUCGGAAAAUCGAGCUAUUUCCGGAACAUCCAAGUGGUGGACAAGGCUAACAAUCUUAAGCCUCCAAAGGAUCUUGGCACCUACACAGAGCAAUCCAACUGUUAUGAUGUGCAACCUGGCCACAACAAGGAAUGGGGACAUUAUUUUUACUACGGAGGCCCUGGUAGAAACCCUAAUUGCCCAUGAAAAACAGGCAAGAAGAAAUGGAUGAACAGCCUUACCCUUUUGACAAG